Messenger RNA from Penicillium argentinense, 1050 nucleotides. Its product is annotated as C2H2-type zinc finger protein. Lineage: Eukaryota; Fungi; Ascomycota; Eurotiomycetes; Eurotiales; Aspergillaceae. The transcript is spliced from 3 exons. Gene Ontology annotation, biological process: regulation of transcription by RNA polymerase II. Gene Ontology annotation, cellular component: nucleus. Bases 1 to 1050 code for a protein of 349 amino acids. The record is from RefSeq and is a predicted model, not a curated record. Gene Ontology annotation, molecular function: RNA polymerase II cis-regulatory region sequence-specific DNA binding; DNA-binding transcription factor activity, RNA polymerase II-specific.
AUGACGAUGGUAAUGGAAAACCAGAACCGCCAGUAUGGCGGCAUGAGCUUCGACAAUGUCUAUCACCAUAAUCCACCGCAAUUCACAGACCCGUGGGCCGCCGCACACACCUCUUCGCACUCGACGCCGCCCGUCUACGCAACCUCCAUGGGCAACAGUGCCAGCAUCCCCGUGAAGGAGGAGGUUGGUCGCACCGCGCCCAUGUCCAUGCCCUAUCCCAGUAUCCCUGUGUCCGCGCCCUCGCUCGUCCCGGGCAGCAAUUACACCACCUCUGGCUAUGGUGCCGAGGUCAUGGGCAUGCAACACGAUGUGCCGCGCACCACUUUCGAGCAGGCGCCCGCCUAUACCACCGCGCCUCCCAUGAGCAACUUUGCCCCGCCCAGCUAUGCGCCGGUCAGCUAUGCCCCAAUUCACCCGUCGCAGCCCCAGGACGCUCGUCGCAUUUCGCAUUCAGAUGCUCGCGUGGGCUCCUCCCAACCACCCGCGCCCACUCCCACUUUCGGUGACGCGCUCGACGCCAGCCGCGGAAUGGUCGCUCUCAGCCAGGAUCUGACUCCUCGCAACAUCUAUGGACCUCGCGGUGCCCGGGGGUCCGCCGAUUCCUAUGGCUUCCCUUCCACUCACUCCUCUGCCUCGUCGAUCUCCUCGGGCGGCAACUACCCCUACUACAGCGCCUCGGUGGGCUCCGUCGACUCCUCCGUGACCGACUACAGCUCCACAACCUCCGAGUCUUACGAGUCGCGCACUCUGCCGCGACCGGCCAACCUGCUGGCUGGCAGCGCGCCCCCGGGGCCCCAGUCCAUGAUGAGCCAGUUUAGCUCGAAGAUGCCCUCCAACACCCAGAAGAAGCACAAGUGCAAGGUCUGCGACAAGCGGUUUACGCGUCCGUCUUCGCUGCAAACGCACAUGUACAGCCACACUGGCGAGAAACCAUUCGCGUGUGACGUGGAAGGUUGCGGGCGACACUUCUCCGUAGUCUCAAACUUGCGACGACACAAGAAGGUCCACAAGGGCGAGAAGGACACCGGUUCCCCAGACGAAGACGAGUAA